CUCGUCUACCGUCUAGAGGUUUCCCCCUUCCCCAGAACCAGAAUUUGUUUUUGUUUUAUAAUUUUUUUACUAAAAAUGAUCUGUGGUUUUAUUUUAUGUUUUGUUUAAACCAUUUAUUUUGAUUUUAUUUAUAAAGAUGAGCAAUAUAAGCGAAUGGUCUCAAUCAGCGGAAUAUUUGAGUUUUCGCAGCAAUGUACCUUUGAGACGGAUCGUAGUUGAUUCCGAUGAUUCUAAGGGUUGGCGCAUAUACGACUGUGGUCCUAAAUCCGUUCAAAGCCCUUUGGUGUGUCUUCCUCCUGUUUCCGGCACAGCCGAUAUAUUUUUCCGGCAAGCCUUAGCUUUAUCUGCAAGGGGCGUCAGGGUUAUUUUAGCCGAGGCACCGCCUUAUUGGUCCACCAAAGAAUGGUGUGACGGUUUCAGAAGACUUCUCGACUACCUCAAUCUAAGCAGGGUACAUUUAUUCGGUGCUUCGCUAGGUGGUUACUUGGCUCAAAAAUUUGCCGAAUACACUUGUUCCUGUCCAAGAGUAGCUUCCAUAUCACUUUGCAAUAGUUUUUCCGAUACUAGUAUAUUUAGGGGAAACGAAAGUGCAGCUCUAUAUUGGAUGUUGCCUGCAUUAGUUCUGAAGAAAAUGUUGAUGUCAAACUUUGAACCUGAACCUGCUAAAGAUUCAGAUACAGUAAAAACUAUUGAUUUUAUGGUUGAAAAGCUGGAUAGUCUUACACAAAGUGAACUAGCCAGUCGUCUUACCUUGAACUGCAUUAGGGGCUACGUAGAGGCUCAUAAACUAAGAGAUCUUCCUGUGACAAUCAUUGAUGUUUUUAAUGGGGCUCCUUUAAGCUCCCCAGUAAGGGAAGAAUUGUACAAAUGCUAUCCACAAGCUAAAUUGGCUCAUUUGAAAACUGGAGGCUAUUUUCCAUUUUUAAGUCGCAGCGCUGAAGUGAAUUUACAUUUAUUGAUUCACUUGAGGCAAUUCGAUAAUACUCCUCUUGCUUCAUCAGAAAAGCCAUUGAUAAAUAACUCGCUUCCAGAUUCCUGAAAAGUUUUAUAUUUUUGAUUCUCAGAAUUAUAUACUUAAUGAACUAAUCCUGAUGUAUAAUUUUUCAAACAAAUAUUUUACUGGCCUACUUACAUUUCAGGAAUGUUGUAUUCGUGAUAUUUUAUUUUUUUUAAGACAAUAAUAACAUAAAUUAUAAUAUGAAUUUCAACUUUCAUUAUAAAUCAACCAUAUCAGUUAGGUAUGUGUGAAACUAGCCUUGUUAUAUAGACCUGGCCAGCCUACUAGACACAAAGGCUUCAAUGGGACCAGUUUACUGUUAACCAUUUCACUGCAGGAUCGUCACAAUGGACCAUUGAUUGUCCGUGCCUGUUAUGUGUGCAUCUUCGGCAGUUCGGGUAUAAGCUUAUUCCUUAUUGCUCCCUAUGUGUCUAGUAAGUUGGUCUGGUCUGUAUAAGUAAAUCAUCAAAAAUAUUUACCAAAAGGAAACACAUAAUAUUAAAUAAUAAUUCAAUAUCUUUAAACUUACCAACUUUUAGGCGAUUACCAAAAGGCAGGUUGAAUUUUACUAUUUUAUGGUUUUGACUGAUUUUUGAAAUAUUUCCAAAAGUGGAAGACUGAAAAUUCAAGAAGUACUUAUCCCUUCAUUAAUAAGUCUCCUUGAACAAAAAUGUGCAAUAAUUACUUAUAACAGGGUAUAAGCGUUUAGGUAUUUCUCCUUCAUGUAGAAAGAUUCUGCGUUUCCAUACAAGUUUGUAACAACUCCGAAGGUUUGAUUAUUGCUUGAAAAAAGGUAAACAGAAUGUAACAUAUAGAAUAAAUUCACUUUAUGCUUACUAAUGAUUAGUAUGGUUUAAAAAAAUUUAUUCGAAAACUAUGCACCAAUUUCUAAUUUCAAACUACCUUAACCCGAGCCUUAGCAUUUUUAGAUUGUCUGCUUAGAUUUUUUGUCAUUUACAUAUUAUUUUCUAAUAGUUUUAAGGAAUUGUGUAUUUUUUCUCUACAAUCAUAUUAUAAUCUCUGAUUUCUUAUUUUAACUUUGCUUAUAAGAUUUUUGAAAGCCAGAAGAAAAAGUGUUUGCGUUCUUUAUGUCUAGAGUAUGACUGUAAAUCUAAUAAUAUGUCAAAAUUUAUUGUAAAAUUUUACAUUAUAAAAUACUUAAGUAUCCUAGUCUAAGAUAUAUUUUGUGAUACCCAAUAUCAAAAAUCCUAAAAAUAUAUACUGUAAAAAUAAUUAUAAAAUUGUAUUCAUCAUAAAAUCCACUAAAUUGUCAAUUUUUCAGCCUUACAAAAUACUUUUCCUCCAUUCUG
Messenger RNA from Ceutorhynchus assimilis (cabbage seed weevil), 2307 nucleotides. Lineage: Eukaryota; Metazoa; Arthropoda; Insecta; Coleoptera; Curculionidae. The record is from the annotation of a GenBank genome assembly.